AUGCUGACCCCCACGCCUCACGACUCCUCUGCCUGCAGCUUUGGCGACACCGACACGGUCCACAGCUGGACGGCCGUGCUGCUGGCAGUGGUGAUCAUGGUGGUGGCGGCGCUGCUGGCCGCUAUUGGAGUGACUGUGGCAUGCAACACGCGGGGCGUGCGGGAGAAAGUGGCAGCAGUGGAGGUGCUGAAGGAGAGAACGCAGGCGGCGGAGCGCAACAAGAGUGCCUUCAUCGCCAACACUGCGCAUGAGCUGCGCACCCCCAUCAUCGGCCUCAAGGGCAUGUUGGAGGAGCUGGCGGAGGGACACCUCUCUCACACAAUUCUCCAUUCCCCCCGCCCCUUCUCUCCCCACAGGCAUGUUGGAGGAGCUGGCGGAGGGACACCUCUCUCACACAAUUUCCCAUUCCCCCCGCCCCUUCUCUCCCCACAGGCAUGUUGGAGGAGCUGGCGGAGGGACACCUCUCUCACACAAUUCUCCAUUCCUCCCGCCCCUUCUCUCCCCACAGGCAUGUUGGAGGAGCUGGCGGAGGGACACCUCUCUCACACAAUUCUCCAUUCCCCCCGCCCCUUCUCUCCCCACAGGCAUGUUGGAGGAGCUGGCGGAGGGACACCUCUCUCACACAAUUCUCCAUUCCCCCCGCCCCUUCUCUCCCCACAGGCAUGUUGGAGGAGCUGGCGGAGGGACACCUCUCUCACACAAUUCUCCAUUCCCCCCGCCCCUUCUCUCCCCACAGGCAUGUUGGAGGAGCUGGCGGAGGGGGAGGUGGACGGGCGGCAGAGGGAGGACGUGGGGACGGCGGUGGGCGAGGUGGAGCGCAUCGUGGCGCUCAUCAACGUCGUGCUCGACGUCUCCAAGGCCGAGGCCGGCCGCCUGCACAUGGAGCACCUGCCCUUCCACACGCGCUCCUGGCUCAAAGAUGUGCUGCACUCCCAUGCCUGCGCCGCCCACGCGCGCAACCUCAAUUUCGCGUGCCGUGUGGAUACGAGUGUGCCCGAGGUGCUGCAGGGGGACUACAUGCGCCUGCAGCAAGUGCUGGACAGCAUCGUAGAUAAUGCCAUCAAGUUCACGAGCAGCGGGGGCGUGUGUGUGCGGCUGCAGUGCCUUCCCCCCGACACCCACAUCCCCACCCACCUGCUCUCCCUCGGCUGCCUCCUCGCUCAACCUACCCCCGGCUGCUCCUCGCUUUCUGCUGAUGCUGAUGCUGAUGCUGCCGAUGAUGGUGCCAAUAUUGGUGAAGCCACUUCUGCUGCUGCUGCCACUGCUGUCCCCACGGCUGCUGCUGCUGCUGCUGCUGCUGCUGCUGCUGCGCUUGGCGGUGAGCAGGAGCGAGGAGAGAGAGCGUGGAGGGAGCAGGUGUUGCAGCAUGGGUUGGUGCAGCAGGGGGCGGAGCAGCAGGGGGCGGAGCAGCGAGGGGUGCUGGGGGGCGUGGUGGGCGAUUGGGCCCCACAGCUGGCCUCGCUCUGCACUCGCUUCCUCCCUCGCCCCUCCCACCCGCCUCUGGGGGCGAUGGGGCAAGGGGAGGGCAACGAGAGGUGCGAGUGUGAUGAGGAGGAGGGAAGGGAGGGGAAGCUGGAGGGGGAGUGGGAAUGGAAGGGGCAAAGGGAGGAAGGUUGGAGUAAUGGAGAGAAUGGGCGCAGGGAAGGUGUGGGGGAUGAGGAACGUGGGAGAGGUGAAUGGGAGGGUGCAGCAGUGCAGUCAGUGGGUGGUAGGGAUGCGGCAGCAGGUGCAUGUGUGCAGCAAGGGCGGGAGGAGGGUGGCGAAGGGGAGAAGGCAGGUGAACGUGGCGCUUUUUGGAGAGGAGGAGAGGGGAGAGGAGAGGGGAGAGGAGCAAGGAGAGGAGAGGUGGCUUCUCUGAGGCACUGCGAAGAGGAGCAAGGGGGUGGCCCUGGUGGUAGAGCCAUGCGAGGUGCCGGUGUGCGUGAGGGGGGUGGUGCUGGCACAUAUGAGGUAGGCAGGGUAGCAAGAGCAGCAGCAUUAGGGGCAGGCGGUGGUGUGGGCUGGUGGAGCGAAACAGUAGAGAGGUGGUGGCGUGGACGGGGCAGAGAGGAGGGCACGGAGGCGGAGGGGGGAGGUGGCAGGCGGUGUGUGGUGCUGCUGACAUGUGAGGACACGGGGUGUGGCAUCGCAGAGGAGGAGCAGCGCGACGUGUUUCAGGCGUUCAUGCAGGUGAGCCCUGCCCCUCAUGCAGGUGAAUGUGUGUUGGGACACCAAGGCGUUCAUGCAGGUGAGCUCUUAGAAUGUGUGUUGGGGCACCAAGGCGUUCAUGCAGGUGAGCUCUUAGAAUGUGUGUUGGGGCACCAAGGCGUUCAUGCAGGUGAGCUCUUAGAAUGUGUGUUGGGGCACCAAGGCGUUCAUGCAGGUGAGCUCUUAGAAUGUGUGUUGGGGCACCAAGGCGUUCAUGCAGGUGAGCUCUUAGAAUGUGUGUUGGGGCACCAAGGCGUUCAUGCAGGUGAGCUCUUAGAAUGUGUGUUGGGGCACCAAGGCGUUCAUGCAGGUGAGCUCUUAGAAUGUGUGUUGGGGCACCAAGGCGUUCAUGCAGGUGAGCUCUUAGAAUGUGUGUUGGGGCACCAAGGCGUUCAUGCAGGUGAGCUCUUAGAAUGUGUGUUGGGGCACCAAGGCGUUCAUGCAGGUGAGCUCUUAGAGUGUGUGUUGGGGCACCAAGGCGUUCAUGCAGGUGAGCUCUUAGAAUGUGUGUUGGGGCACCAAGGCGUUCAUGCAGGUGAGCUUUUAGAAUGUGUGUUGGGGCACCAAGGCGUUCAUGCAGGCGAGCUCUUAGAAUGUGUGUUGGGGCACCAAGGCGUUCAUGCAGGUGAGCUCUUAGAAUGUGUGUUGGGGCACCAAGGCGUUCAUGCAGGUGAGCUCUUAGAAUGUGUGUUGGGGCACCAAGGCGUUCAUGCAGGUGAGCUCUUAGAAUGUGUGUUGGGGCACCAAGGCGUUCAUGCAGGUGAGCUCUUAGAAUGUGUGUUGGGGCACCAAGGCGUUCAGGCAGGUGAGCUCUUAGAAUGUGUGUUGGGGCACCAAGGCGUUCAUGCAGGUGAGCUCUUAGAAUGUGUGUUGGGGCACCAAGGCGUUCAUGCAGUGGGCAACAGAAGCUUCAGUGCGAGCGAGGGAGGGCAGGGAUGGGGAGAGGCGGAGGGCACAAGCGCGGUGGAGGGGGCGGGUGAGAAGGUGGUGAGCGCCAAGGACGCUCUCAAGGAGAUGCUUCAGGGCAUGGCGAUCCUGGUGGUGGACGACAACGUGAUCAACCGUUCUCAUCCCCUCUGCACCCCUUCUAUACCCGCUGUACCCGCCGUGGUGGACGACAACGUGAUCAACCGUGGUGGACGACAACGUGAUCAACCGUCCCUCUGUCUCACCCCUCUGCACCCCCCUGUACUCCCUGCACUCACCCAGGUGGUGGACGACAACGUGAUCAACCGGCGGGUGGCAGCGAGCACGCUGGCGCGGUACGGGGCGGAGGUGGCGCUGGCAGAGUCGGGCAAGGCGGCGCUGCGCCUGCUGCAGGCGCGCCACUCCUUCCGCCUCGUGCUCAUGGACCUCCACAUGCCCGCCCUCGACGGCUUCCACACCACCGCCCGCCUGCGCGCCUUCGAGGGCCAAGCCCACACCUCCCAACAGCAGCGCGUUCAUGUGGUGGCCAUGUCAGCGGAUGUGGACUGUGCCGUUGCCGCCCGUGCCACAGAGGCUGGCAUGGAUGGAGCCGUGCAGAAGCCACUCAAUGAGAGAGUGCUGCUGCAGUUUAGUACUCUCGCUUCCGCCCCGCCUACCGACCGGCCCCCGCUAGCGCGCCCCUUAGCCCCUCCUGUCGCACCCCUCUAA
This is a messenger RNA of Closterium sp. Naga37s-1, 3822 nucleotides long. The record is from the annotation of a GenBank genome assembly. NCBI's taxonomy places the organism in Eukaryota, Viridiplantae, Streptophyta, Zygnematophyceae, Desmidiales, Closteriaceae.